Marmota monax (woodchuck) is the source of this 2025-nucleotide messenger RNA. RefSeq names its product melan-A (gene Mlana). The transcript is spliced from 6 exons. NCBI's taxonomy places the organism in Eukaryota, Metazoa, Chordata, Mammalia, Rodentia, Sciuridae. Gene Ontology annotation, cellular component: melanosome; endoplasmic reticulum membrane; trans-Golgi network. The record is from RefSeq and is a predicted model, not a curated record. The coding region runs from base 262 to 612 and encodes 116 amino acids.
ACUGGGAAAAACAGAGGCCACAGUGAGCUGUGGUUUUUUUGAAGGUGUAAUGAAGUCUGUUUCUUUCAUGCCAAAUAAGCAAUUACAGACGACCCGUCAGGAAUUCAAACCCGUGACUAUCAUGGGACUCAAGACCAAGGCAAAAGAAAAAAAAAUGUUAAAAAGAUUAAGAGCCAGAGAAGCAAUCUUCACACACACAGCCAGCGAGCAAGCGAAGGACUAGCUCAUCAGGGACGGUGUCCUGUGCCGUGACCCCACAAGAUGCCACAAGAAGAGGCUCACUUCAUCUAUGGUAACCUCAGGAAGGGGCACAGUUAUUCUUACAUUACAACUGAAGAGGCUGCAGGGAUUGGCUUCCUGAUAGUGAUCCUGGGAAUUUCACUGCUCAUCGGCUGCUGGUAUUGUAGAAGACGAAGUGGAUACAGAAACUUGACGGACAAAAGUCUUCAUGCUGGAAUUCAAACUAACUUGAGAGAAAGAUGCCCAUAUGAAGGGCUUGGUCAUCAGGACAGCAAACUGUCUUUUCAAAACCAAAACUGUGAUCUUCAGAUGGUACUGGUAGAGAAGCAAUGGAACAUAAUGCUUGAAAGCACUGACUCUGGAGCCAAAUGACUGUAUUUGAGAAUUAGCUUCAUGUCUUACUGGUUGUAUGAUCUUGGGUCUCUGAGGCUCCUCCUGCUUAUGAGAAACUUUCUACAGGACCGUCACCUCCACCUUACUCACCCUGAGAGCCAGCAAAGCCAUCUGAGAAGUGCUGAAAUGCUUUCCCUCACACUUUUGCUUUAACUUACUUUUGACAUCUAAUGUUCUACUUUAAAAUGAACAACAAUGUACAUAUCUAAUAGGCCAGUGUUAAAUUCUUAACAGGACAACUAGCAGUACUAAUCAAGUGAGGAAAUGAUGAAAAAUAUUAAAAUGGAAAGGCUUCAUCAAUAUCUACUGUCUGUACUAGUAGUAAUGCUAUUAAAUCCAUUAUUUUAUGAAUAAUAGAACUCAAGUGGAUGUUCUGGGACUAUCUAAAUUUUUUUUAAAUUGAAAUUCGGCUAACUUAUAAACUUUUAUUCAGAUUUUUAAAGUAGCAACCUCUUGACCAACAUGAAAUGUACAGAGAAUUGUGGCAGGUGUUAUAGCCUGCUCACAAAGGACAUUUACAAGCUUAAAACUAAGAACUGAAGGACCUACUUAUCUGAUCUGGACCAUGUCAGCCACACCGCUUCAUAUAUAAUAAAAGAUCCCCACCUUCAGUAAUAUAUAUAAUGAAGUUAUAAUUACAUUUUACUUUAAGGGUCAAUGUUAUCAUAAUUAAGGAUAAGAAUCUUCUCUUAAACCAAAAAGUGGUUUAAGGAUUUAAAUAAGCAAAAGUCACUAAAGUUUGACUCUGUCUGUGUACAGUCUUAAGUGUCCCCAUGGCAGUUUAGCUAUUUUCAGGUUCCAGAAUCUCUCAAACAAGAACAUACAAAAGAAACCAUAAAGAAUAAGAGAUUAUUGAGCUGUAUCAUUAUUUGUAUAGCAACAGUGCAAUUUGCUUUUCUGCAUGUUCACAUAUCACACUAUUUAUUAUCUAGUUUUUUUAGUUAGCACAUUAAAUAAAACAUUUGGCCAAAAUAAAAUAAAAAAUAAAUAAAACAUUUGGUCAAAAUUUAUACCCACUACCUUAAAUGGAAAACUAGCAUCAUUUUCCAUAAACAGAGGAUAACUAUAAAAAUGAAGAUAAUAAAAGCAGAUUAUUUUUAUUAAAACCUAGGAAGACAUUGAUGGUUGUAGAAAGCUGUGAACCUGAGACCUGCUUUCUUGGCUAAAGAGGGAGAUUACCAAGAGUCAGAGAAAACUUACAGGCUGCUGUUGACAUAAUCAGAAGGUUUGCAAGUUUUAAAACAAUGGCUUUAUCACUGUGUGAUCUACUGUUAUUUAAUGCUGAGUUGCUAAACCACCUAAAAUCAUUUUGUGUCACUGGAAACAUAAGCAUAACAUUAACCAAAGAAAUUAGGCUGAAGGAAAAUAAUAAAAAAAUGACAUUCAACAAAA